CUCUCCGUUUCCCACCUCUCUCUACCCACUUAGACUCUCCCUCACCUCUCAACCAUUUCCCGCAGCUCUCAACCUCUCUCACCGCACUCCCUCACUUUCUCUCUUCUUUCCCCUUAUCUCUCUCGUCCCUUUUUCCCUCUUCGUUGCACAGCAAACGCUGACAGCGGCGAGCCGUUUUACUCCGACAAACCGGAACCAGGCAGCCACCAUCCCCGCGACCCUCUCAUCACCACGAGCUAGGGGUGUUUGCAUUAGCAUACAUGUAUAUAUACAUACACAAGACCAAGUCAAUGUGGAUUAAUUAAGUUGAAAAGAAUCUCAGCCUAAUGAAGUCUGCAAGUUCAGGCACUUGCCAUUUUUAUUUGCUUCUGAAACAAUACAUAUAAGGUCCAGGGCAACCUCCAAUGGCAAUCGGUCUCUGUUGGUCAAAUCAUGGAGGGAGGGAGGGCAAUAAGGGCACAAGAAUUGAAGUUGUCUUAAAAAAGGCCCCAACUGACGACUAUAAGGUAAGCAAAACGAGCUCAACUGACGACGUUAUAUAUGAAAGUAGACUUUAACCUAAGUUUUCAAACUGUUAAACCGCAGUUUUCGUACGUAAAUAGGAUUAUUAAAUCUUUUGUAUGUAAAUAGUAUAUACGUACAUAUUAAGUAUUAUUUUUUGUAAAUAAAUACGACUAUAUAUAAUUUUUUUGUACGGUUUUCAAUCCCCGUAGCAUCUCACGUGCAUCAUUUGCUAGCUACAUACCUAAACAGCCAAGCCUACUAUUUCUCCUCAAUAUUAACCACCUGCUUAAUGAUAUGGUUUGUCCCCUUUUAGGAAGUUGAAAGUGAAUUACUUGUUUCAAUUUACUUUGGACGCUUGCUAAUUACUCAAGUUUGGGAUACCGAACAAGUAGGCAAUAAAAUAUUCUUCUGUAAAAAAAAAAAAGUAGGGGAAACCGAACAAUUAGGCAAACAUCUAUUGGUAUAAAUUCCCCCGGAAGGGGCACCAGAAUUUUAUGUUGUGCUGCCAGAAAACAAAGAGCCCCUUCACCAUCUUGGAUUGCAGUAUUCCUUAACAACAGAAAACAAAGAUGUCGUCUUCCUUUUUUUUCCCUCAACCUGAUGAUAACCAUCCUCUUGCUUGUACAGGCAAGGCCUCAGCCGGCAACAAGCCUUAAAUUGCCCCAUGUUCAAAAACAAAAAUAACAUGAUUGUUGUCAAGAUUCAUGUUGGCUUCCAGCCAACGGGGAAAGCAUACCUCACGUUGGACACAUUGAGCCCCUUCACCAUCUUGGAUUGUAGUAUCCUCGAUGGUUAUGAUCCAAACCGUUCGGAAACCUCCCAACUCUUGUACUACAACAACUCCAUCUGCAUUCCACCCCUCCACCAGUCAUUUUCUUCUGAUUGGUGUUGGUUCCAAUUUGAAUCGGCUCAUGGUUUUUAUGUUUUUUAUUUAUUCGCCUCCAACAUGUCUGACGGCCGUAAGGCCCUCGUCCCUUUCGGUUGCAUCAAUGAGUACUCCCCCUCCUCUGGAAAAAAUAACAUUGUUCCUGUUACUGGAGUUAUUGGCCUUGGCCAAGGCCACCCUUCCAACUUCCCCAUCCAAUCAACCUUGGAAAAAUUCUCCUUCUCAAUUCCGCUUCACGAGCUACCUGCUGCCUCUACCGCCGCCUCCGCCAAUGACUUUGAUCCAUCGUUGGCCUUUGGCCCCUAUGCCACAAUGCCCACCAACGGUACCGUUCGUGUUCAAAGCACAACAAUAUUGAGGGAGCAGCAUGCAGUAGGAGGAGCACCCAUCAGAGACUACUAUUACUUAAAUCUUACUGGCAUUAUUGUCGGAGAAUAUAUGGUCCAAGGAAUAGACCCAAAGUUGUUUUGGCUGCCAUCUCGCAGCGGUAGUGGAUUCGUCAUCCACACUUCCAGCUCUUAAAUUGUGAUGCCAGCCUCGGCUUAUGACGCAUUUUGAGUAGUAGUGGUCGAUCUAGUGAAAGUAUUGUACGAGUUGGACCAGAUGGAGCCACUGGCAGGAUAUGACGUGUGAUUCAACACCACAAAUCUGGCGGCAGUGGCGAACACGACCCCCUUUUCACGCCUUCAAUGGUUCUUGAAUUUGAAGGCGGAGUGGCCCACCUAAAGCUCCUAGAUAAGUACCGUUCCAAGAGAUGCCGGAUUUCGGCGAACGGUACUACUCAUGCAUGUUGGUGGUGGCGGGGGAUAAACGUGGUGGGCAAAAACCAAGCUUUGUGAGGUUGUUGGACCAGAUUUGCUACAAAUUUCUUUAUGAUCUCUCUACCUCAUGACUAUCGUUUACAACCGGAUAGUGAUGAUUUGAAACGAACACUUGCAGCUGUCGCAACUGUCAUUUUAACCUACUACUUUUUCAAUGUAAAUGGUUUAUCAUGAUGUACUGAUUAAU
Messenger RNA from Malus domestica (apple), 2398 nucleotides. The record is from RefSeq and is a predicted model, not a curated record. Lineage: Eukaryota; Viridiplantae; Streptophyta; Magnoliopsida; Rosales; Rosaceae.